Messenger RNA from Branchiostoma belcheri (Belcher's lancelet), 2511 nucleotides. RefSeq lists its product as uncharacterized. The record is from RefSeq and is a predicted model, not a curated record. Gene Ontology annotation, molecular function: protein binding. The transcript has a single exon. Bases 1 to 2484 code for a protein of 827 amino acids. NCBI's taxonomy places the organism in Eukaryota, Metazoa, Chordata, Leptocardii, Amphioxiformes, Branchiostomatidae.
AUGGGGUCGAUAUGCCGGGAGGAAAUGACGCCAUACUCGGACCUGGAGUUCGCCAUUUUGGUGGAAGAAGGGAAGUGCACGGAUCAAACCAAGACCUACUUCCGCACCCUCACUCACUUGCUUCAUUUGAAAGUUUUAAACCUAGGGGAGACGAUCCUGCCAUCCAUGGCAAUCAAAAGUCUCAAUGACUUCAACAACAAGGAAACUGACUGGUACUAUGACGAUACGACACCUUGUGGAUUCAGUUUUGACGGCUCCAUGCCCUGGGCGAGCAAGACAGCCCUCGGCAGGGACCAAACCUCGUCCAAACCCGCCUUAGAACUCAUCAUGACUCCCAGCGAAAUGGCGGAGCUGCAAAAGGACGAGCGAUCAGUCAAAGAAGGGUACCAUCUAGCUGAUGUCCUCUGUAACGUGACUUUGAUCUCAGGUGAGCAAACUUUGGUAGAGGCUUACAGAAGUAAGGUCCAGGAGUUGCUCGAUCUUCCCUCACAAGUAAGACUCGGUUUGACAGUUAGGGCCCAGAGGGGGUUAGCAUCCUUAGCAGGAUUUUCCAUAGCGAAGGAAUCUAUUUUGAAGCACCUUCCCGUUUUGGGCCGACCGGUCCAUGUAAAGAAGGUUUUGUACCGUUUAGGUAGUUUGGUAGUGGAAUCACUUGGUUUAUUGUUCAACUGUACCGGAGAAAGUGUGGAUAACACACUGAGAAAUCUGUUGCAGAUCCACGCUCUGACGCCAGAGGCGCACCAUAAUUUCAGUACAAUAGUUGCCAUUGUGGACGAACUACGUCUGCAUACAUACGUAGCAAACAGAGCACAACGAGGAUUAUUGGGAUAUAAUGUUACAACGGUGAAAGACAGCAGGGUUUACAACACAUUUGACCGCAAACACCACGUCAUCUGGCGACGGUUGUUGUACACACUAAUACCACUACAUGUCUGUGUGAAUAAGUUUCUCACUGCGGUAGACAGAGCAGUUCAUGCUUCCGCCAUCACGUCCGUCACAGGCAAAGGUGAUAUGAUCGAGCUGUUACGCCAUUUGAUUGACAUUUCUCGCUCUGCUUUUGACAAGGACACAUAUAGAGCUGAUUUUUUCACUGCCCAUUUAGUAUCAAUGAUACUGAGCGACAUUCCUCCUUCAGUUCGCCUACUACGUGAUGACCCAUCUGUCGUCAAUUGCUGUGGCACAUUGGUUAAGUUUUUCGAAGAUUAUUGGAAUCUGAAAAAGAUGACAUAUGUAGAUACUCACACUUGUAUUAUGAUGCUUUUAUCUGGUGCCAUCAGUGGCAUCGACCAUCGGGAUAAACAUAUUAUCAAGAGUACGCCGAUGUUUGGGCUGGGUGUUAUUUUUGUUACAUUAAUGCAUUGCGUUGCUGCUCAUACAUUUUACCUCACAAGAGAUUUGCUAUUAGCACGUGAAAUGCUAGACCUUGCCAUUAACGAAGACAAGAACCGCAUGUCCAGUAAUUAUCCCCUUGGGCAUAUUAUGAGACAGGUUUCAAGCGAAGUUUGUUCGGUUAUCAGUAGAUUGUCGGCUGCUCUUGGUGAUUACACGACUGCGGUUAAGUACGUCGUGGAAGAACUCCAGUUAAUUCAACCCUUCAAUAAGCGAGAAGAUGAGAUGCCAACUCGUUUCCUGCUGUGGAAAACGUACUCUGAGCUGUCCAUGCCAGAGGAAGCAGAGAAGCACAGGCUACGGUGGAUACACUGUUUGCAUCCACUUUUGGUGGAAGCAGUGCUUAUGCUUCAAAACCAGACUUCCCGUGAUGAUGCCCAAAGUAAAACCGUCGAAGAACGAUUUCAGAAGUUUGAAGAAUCUCUCCAAGCUGACAGAAGGGUCGUACCGUGGGACGUUGCCGUUUACGUGCUGAACUAUUCGAAGCUGCUGGAAAAUCAGAAACGUUAUGUCGACGUCGACCGAGUGUACGAUACAGCACUGAACAAACUACAGGCAUGGAAUUCUUCAAGUCCGAACUUCGACACGAAAGUGUAUCCAAGAAUGAUCAUAUCACAGGCUGCAUGCCUUUUCUACAUGAGACAAGGCAAUCACGGAAGAUCUUUGGAUUGCCUCCAUAGUGUCCUUAGAUACUCCACACUACUUCCCGUUGACCGUGUAGUCUGCGCCUGCAAGGAUCACGCCACGAUAAAUUAUGUACGCUUUUACACUGAAGCUCUGCAUUUCCAACAAAAUGCUGGCGGCAACAAAGACGUAAAGCAUACUUUAUUGAAAAACAUCGGCGAAGUUUGCUCUAUCGUAUCGUUCCGCGCCACAGCGUUCGGGCCGAAGGUUGCCGACGCAUGCGCAGACUGUGUAUAUGACUUGGGGGAGGCAUUAGAGAACAUGGGAGAAACCCUGGCAGCAGUAGAAAUGUUCCAUGUUGGACUGAAGAUCUGUACCUCACAGGAAUUCUUCAACAAAGCGCUUGUUUUUCUGACAGCCAUGUUCAGAGCUCGUAGAAUACCGAUAAUCCACUGUACAUGCAAUCGAUAAGCUUGACAAUAACGGAAAGUAUAGUCC